Messenger RNA from Amyelois transitella, 1473 nucleotides. RefSeq names its product aldo-keto reductase family 1 member A1. Gene Ontology annotation, cellular component: cytosol. Bases 352 to 1326 code for a protein of 324 amino acids. The transcript is spliced from 7 exons. Gene Ontology annotation, molecular function: aldose reductase (NADPH) activity. NCBI's taxonomy places the organism in Eukaryota, Metazoa, Arthropoda, Insecta, Lepidoptera, Pyralidae. The record is from RefSeq and is a predicted model, not a curated record.
AAAUUGCUCCUGUUGUAGUGUUUAGCUCCACAAGAAUAGUAUUCCCAACCAUAAUUUUAAUUAAGGGGGAUUUUAUCUUUGUCUUAUGUAGCAGAAUUUAAUAAUUCUAAUAGGUAUUACUUAUGUUACGAAGAAUGCUUAGAAUAACAGCAUUAGGAUAAUUGGAUAUCCACAGUUAGGUCAAGGGCUCAUAAACAAUACCUAAUCAAGGCGAAAACCGGUAUCUGGCGAGUCAUGAAGGUUGCAUGCGCAGACGCCGGUCACCGCUCUCACAUUGUGAUUAUAACCGUGGUAUAAUCAACAGCUUUCGUGGUUUAACUGUUGAGUUUUAUUUAGUUCCUGUUUAUAAAGAUGGCUACUCCUGAAUACUACGUGCUGGAAGGAGGUGACAGGAUGCCCAGGAUUGGUUUCGGAACUUGGCAAGCAUCAGACGACGUGCUGGAGAAGUCAGUGGAGUCUGCGCUGGCGUCGGGCUACAGGCACUUCGACACGGCGAGGGCCUACGAGAACGAGGCCGCGUUGGGGCGCGCGCUCCGUCGCUGGAUAGGAUCAGACUCCGCCCGGAGGAAGGAACUGUUCAUCGUGACCAAGCUGCCGCCCGGAGGAAAUCGUCCGGACUUAGUGCCAGAGUACUUCGAAUCUUCAAUGAAAGACCUGGGUCUAGACUACCUAGACUUGUAUCUCAUGCACACACCUUUCGCCUUCGCCCACGUGCCAGGAGACCUGCAUCCCAAGAACCCUGAUGGUAGCAUGCAAGUUGACCAUACGACUGAUCUUAUUGCUGUAUGGAAGAGUAUAUGCAAGUUGAAGGAGUCAGGCCGCGUCCGACACGUUGGUGUAUCGAACGUCAACGAGGAACAGCUGAAACGCCUGUGCGCAGUCCAGAAGCCGGCUUGCCUGCAGAUAGAGGUGCAUGCUCUGUGUCAGCAACCGGCGAUGGUGGCCGCCGCUGCUGCGCUCGGUGUCCCCAUUGUGGCUUACUCUCCAUUGGGAUCCAAGGCUUUGGCUGAUGCCCUCGCUGCCAAAACUGGCCGAGAGUACCCUGACCUACUUACGCUGCCCGCAGUGCAGCGUAUUGCGCAGGCGCAUUCCCGCACGCCGGCACAGGUGCUCCUGCGACACACGCUACAGCGGGGCCUAGCUGCCAUUCCCAAGAGCACCAACCCGGAGCGUAUCAAACAGAACAUUUCUCUGUGGGAUUUCGAGUUAAGUGACAGCGAGAUGUCCGACCUGUCGGCCCUGGACCGCGGAGAGCAGGGCCGGAUCUGCGACUUCUCCUUCUUCAUCGGCAUCGACAAACACCCAGAGUUCCCCUUCAAGAAAUAAUACCUACAGCAAUUGCCUAGUUACAGCGUAGCAAAGCGGUACUUGUAGUAAUAAGGAUUGUAACGUUACCCCGAUGUUAGUGACAACAAGUUUCUAUUUUAAGUGUAUAAAAAAUAUAAAUGUGAAAUAAAGAAUUGUUAUUUUAAA